Messenger RNA from Dicentrarchus labrax (European seabass), 5254 nucleotides. RefSeq names its product ubiquitin-conjugating enzyme E2, J1 (gene ube2j1). Bases 324 to 1304 code for a protein of 326 amino acids. NCBI's taxonomy places the organism in Eukaryota, Metazoa, Chordata, Actinopteri, Moronidae. The record is from RefSeq and is a predicted model, not a curated record. The transcript is spliced from 8 exons.
AGCCACUUCCUGUUUACGUUUCCACAAAUGACGUCACGCGGAUAACAUUUAAUCAAACAGUUUCAAAACCGAAACAGAGUUUAACUUGACAAACAACUCCUCAAGGUGCUUGUGACGGCGGGGUUAAUAUAGCUUCCGUCUUAGCUACAUACCGGAGCCCCGGGAGAGUGAGAGACCGACGGGUUGUCCGUCCUGCUCUUAUCUGAGGACCGAAGCAAGCUAACGCUAAGUAGGUGACAAGCUAGCUGGUAGCUAGCUAGCGAGUUAGAAAGAGAAAGUCAGCAGCACUUCUCUAUUAAACAGAGCGGCCACCGUCCGUCAGCAUGGAGAACAAAUACAACCUCAAGAGUCCAGCGGUAAAGAGGCUGAUGAAAGAGGCUGCUGAACUGAGGGACCCCACAGAGCACUACCACGCCCAGCCACUGGAUGAUAACCUCUUUGAGUGGCACUUCUCCGUACGCGGGCCUCCAGAUUCUGAUUUCGAUGGUGGGGUUUACCACGGCAGGAUCGUGCUUCCCCCAGAGUACCCAAUGAAGCCCCCCAGCAUAAUCCUCCUCACACCGAACGGAAGAUUCGAAGUUGGGAAGAAGAUUUGUCUGAGCAUCUCUGGCCACCAUCCAGAGACCUGGCAGCCCUCUUGGAGCAUCCGAACAGCACUAAUUGCUAUAAUCGGAUUCAUGCCAACAAAAGGAGAAGGAGCAAUAGGAUCUCUUGAUUAUACCCCAGAAGAGAGAAGGGCCCUUGCCAAAAAGUCCCAGGACUUCUGCUGCGAGUCGUGCGGCUGCUCCAUGCGCUCUGCCCUCCUGGCUCUGACCCCCAACAGCAACCCUAGCGCCGAGGACGACAAGGCUAAAGAACUGGCUCAGCAAAUCAACUUCAAGGCAGAGUCCAGUUUAUCCAGACAGGCGAGUGAGAGCAGAGGUGCGGAGAGCGAGCCUUCCACAGUCACCCAGGGAGACACCUCCACGUCUGCAGGCCAGGAAUUUGCUGACGGGCCCCGGGCUGAACAGGCAGAGGCAUCUCCAGCCACAGGAGUGGACGGACCCCAGACCCCUGCGGCACCCAGCACCGGUCGCCCUCUCAGCCCCCGGCAGCGUCGGGCCCAGCAGCACAGCCAGCAAGGCCAGAGAGACGGCAGAGAUCCAGCCAGCAGACCGGUGUUCCCACCAGCUCCUCGCCAACCUCAGGAUGAAAGCCACGCGGGCUCGGCAGUCCUCAUCGUGGUGCUCACUCUGGCCCUGGCCGCGCUCAUCUUCCGCAGGAUCUACCUGGCUCAAGAGUACAAGUUUGACUACGAGCUGUGACCAACUAGGCCACCGCACCCCUCCUCACCCUCGAGCCCGCCCCUCCUGCUACCACCCUAACAGAACUAUCAGCUGCUCAAGUUGAACCAGAGCCGAGGCGGUGGCUGACGCUGACUUUCUGCCCUCCCUGCUCUUCAGCAGAGGUUUCAGUCUCCACCGAGGACGAGGAGAGGGGGCUUUCAUUCCUGCAAAGGAGGCGCUCCACUCGCCACAAUGCCUCCUGGGUGUCUUUUAAUCAAUGUGAAUUUUACUCUCCGGAGUGUCAUGCAUUUUUAAAAACGGGAAGCUUUUCUGUGUUUGUGAUCAGUUCAGCAGCCACACACACACCACAUCCCCUUUCCACAUAGUUGUUGUCUAUCCUAGGGCUGCAGCUUGUUCCCGUUAUUGAAUUCAAACUGUAAUAUAAUAUGUCAACAACACAGAAUUAGGGGGUAUUUUUGUCUCAAGGUUAUUAUUUAAUCAAGGAAGGGCUAUAAAGCCUUCGUCUGUAUGUGCUUCAGCUUCCUGUUAGGGUAGGUCAGCCUCACCAUACAGGGCUCUGUUUUAAUGGUGCAAGCGUAGCCACCGCUGUGCUGGCGUCCUCAAGUGCUAAGCGACAUCGGAAUUUUGGACGACCUCAUUAAGCAGUCCCCUCCCUCCUUCACCACAUUGAUAUUCUGCUGCCUGUCCUUGAGGACCGCCUCUUUGUGGAGUUCUCCCUCCUGAUUGGAUAAAGUGGAAAUGGGAUACCAGAGAAUGUAUUGUAUAAAGCAGGGACUCGGGCACCCAUAUUACUGACUGUGUAUCAGUAAUGGCUGUCUAUAUAUAACAGCAGCUCUAAGUCUUAAUUCUCCUGUAUCUCAUGGCACUGUUAAUGGUCUCAUCAUAUUGUAACUGAUGUGAUGUAGCAACAUUGUGCAUUUCAAGAAUAUGAAACACCACUGUUGUUAAGGUAGUAGUUGUUAAGGUGGCAGUGAUGCACAGGGUUGAUGAGCUGUGGUAAUCCCACAUAAACAGGCAGAUGCUGGGUUAUAACUUUCCAUCAUUAACACAGAAGUCCUGCUGCCUUCAGAUGACAACAGGGAUUUAACGAUCUGAAGAAGAGGCUUUACAGUAUAAAGCAGCUGUGGAUAAUUGAUACUGUAACAAUCACUCAUUUUAAUUUACAGACGUGUGUGUGUUACACCACGCUGUGUGGCCACUGUAAUGUGUGACUGCAGGGGUGUUAUCACACUUUCUAGUAGUGAGUAGUUGAAAACAUGCCUUGAAGUCAAAUGUUUUGACACAGACCAUCAGAAAAUAUGACUCUAGGAGGCUCUGGCUAGGAAUAAAAAUGUUCCAUCCAAGUAUUGUCAGGUACUUGGCUGUUCUUUCACCUUUUUAUAUGAACUGACAUCACCAGAAAAAUCUGCAACAGAAGCACGGGAAAACCCAAGUCCCUGUUUCUGACACUGGCCAUGAGAUAAUGUGAGCCUGCAAAUAUGCUGCAAAUGUACUUGCCCUUUCUCUCAGACCACUUAGAGACUGAAUGAUAUUAUAACAUUAAUAUCAUUUAAUAAUGGCAGCCACUUGUGGAAGUGUUACAGAGCCCCUCCCGCACUCACACAUUAAAGGAGAACAUUUUUACACGUCAAAGUCUGUUUACUGGGCCUGGGGAAUACUAGUGCAUAUGUGCAACAAGUGGUAAAAAGCCUUUUGAGUCUCCAGAGGGAGCUUUGUGAAGUCUGAUAAUCUACCUCAAGUGAUGUCACUUGAGACAGCGUCGAUUAGGGUGAAGUUACAAAGUAGGGAUCGACACUGCAGUCAGCUUCUCCCGGUUAGGAUUCCUUCAGUGUUCAUGGUUCAGGAGGUUUCUACUGGGAGCCCAGUUAUCCACAGAGGUCUCCUCCUCUCUAAAACAAACAGACCCGCUGAUUAAAACCACUAAACACACUGAAUAAAGCAAUUCCACCUUAAAAAUCACUGUUUGUCCCAGGCUGUUGGACAGACAAAGGACGUCCAGGGGGGGCUGUGAGCCGAGCUAAUGCUAACGUUAGCUCAGCUUGUUUCUCUGAUAACUUAAGAUCCAGACGUCCGAUGACUAAAAUCCUUCAUCUGGUUCAAAUCUAGAGUUAGAAAGCACCAAGAUCUAAACAGUGGAUGGUAGACAAUGUGGCUUCAGACUGGAUAAACAGUCAAUGUAUGACAAUACGAUACGUAUCAUGAUACAGGGUCUACGAUUCAGUGUACUACAAUAAAUUGCAAUACUGUAAGUAAGGCGACAUAUUGUGAUUUUUUUUUUUUUUUAUCAAAUUUUAGGAAAUUUGUCAUAGUAUAAAGAACACACCACUGUAUGCAUACAUUUAAAAAAAAAAGUCAAAGUUUAGUGGGAUCUGCAGAGAAUCCAUAUGGUAUCAAUAUAUUACUCAAUAUACAAAUAUAUCAAUAUAUACUUAGGUGUACUGUUAGCGGUAUGGUUGCAUUGUGGGUAAUCUAGGCACUAGAUUUUGACAAGGUGUGGAUUAAAUAAUAUGAUCGCUGGUUCUGCUGUAUUGAUUAAGAUCCUUUUUGGGAUGACGGUGUGAUUGGAGAGUUCUCUUUUUUAGGGUGGUCACAGAAUAACACCUGCUGUAAUCACAUCCAAUUGAGGCAAUUUAAAUGCAUAUACUGGUUGGAGGGUGUCUAGUUGAAAGUGUUUAGGUCCAGCGUUUGUAAUUGUUUGUGUAGUGACUGCUCCAGAAACAGACGCGGCUCUGAGACGUCUUAUUCUCAGUGCAAUUUCUCAGUCCCAAUUUUCACCAAAAUACCACCUACCUGCUAUGUGCUGCCUCAUUUUCUUUUCUUUUAUUUAUAUGGUAUUUUUGGUAUUUCUGCUUCAUUUAGAUAGUGGCAAGAAACAGGAAAGUCAGGUGAGAGAGAGAGAGGGAGAGAGAGCAAGAGAGAGAUGGGAUGACACGCAGCAAAGUGCCUGGGCUGGAAUCGACUCAUGGUACGCGCUCUACCAGGUGAGCUCCCGGGGGGCGCUCACCUGCACUGGGCUCAAUACCAAAAGCAAAAAGAGAAUGUGAAGGUCAGGAAAAUAGCGAGCUGUCGCGCACUGCUUGUUCUGGUCGAUGUGCUUCCACUAAAAUAGAGCCAGGUGUAAUGAUUCCCAGCAGUCCUGUGAGGCGAAUGAGUUGAUCCAGGGUCGGCAACAUGUUUACUCAAGUACAGCAUGAGGGGAAAGUUCUUUGAACCGGCGGUAAUGUUUACUGGUGAGAUAAUUUGAGGGAUUAUAUCCACCAGUAAACAUAAGUCUGGUCUUCAGAAAACAGUGAAGCUGCUGUCAGCCUGUUUAUGUUCAACACAAGUCUGACUCUUUGGAUUCUUACUCUGCGUCUGAUUCUGCGUUUGCACCUACAUACAGAUUUUAUUUAUUUUACUUUUCAUUUUUCUGUGGACAUUGUAAUCCCAUUCAUUUGUACCCCACGCUGCCUCUCCCCUGCAGUUUCAUGGUAUUCACACCACAUCCCUGUGCAUUAAUCUCUUGUUUGGCUUGCAUUCUCUGAAGCUGUAUGCAAACAGUCAUUUUCCCCCCCUUGCUUGUGUAAAUAGACCCAAACACUGUCUAACGUUUACCCUCUUUGAUAUACUUUGAGUAGGGGUUUAUCACUCUGAUGAGACUCCAAGGAACUGGGAAGCAAUUUAAAUUCACUCUUUGCACAUCGUAGCUGACGGCUUUUUGACAUGUACUGCGAGUUGGCAGCAUACAAAUAGCUCAGAGGUAGUUGUAGCAGUCUACCUGUUGAGGGGGAACAAAUCUGUCUCUGUAGUUUUCUUUCAUUUGAGCAGCAUCUUCUACCUGCACAUGUCCGGGUAUUACUUGAAGGCGGCGGGGAUUCUUUAUGAAUAUCCAUAUUCUCUGAAUCUCUCCAUGUCUCUCUCUUCAGUUAUUGUGCUCACAGCUGGUAUACUGGGAUAUAAACAGAAAAUAAAUCGCUUGAAUGAAAGAA